Messenger RNA from Thlaspi arvense, 675 nucleotides. NCBI's taxonomy places the organism in Eukaryota, Viridiplantae, Streptophyta, Magnoliopsida, Brassicales, Brassicaceae. The record is from the annotation of a GenBank genome assembly.
GUGGAGAAGAAAUCAGUAAAGCUAUCCUCGAAAAACACUACACAUGUUGAAAUUACUAGCCAAGCUUUGGCAUCUACACCAUUGGCUAAAAACCUAAAAUUAUGUGGCAAAAAGGGAGCUUUUCCUUCUCGAAAGUCUGAUGGUGAUCUUGCAAAGGACUUAUCUGAUAUCAGUGAUGCUGAGGUUGCUCGUUAUAUAAAUAAGAAAAAAGAAUUCCUUCUGAAUAAGAUAGCGUGGGAAAUGAUGAACCCCGACUACCAAAAGGAAAAGCAGAGGAAACCCACCACAGUGAAAAAGACUGCUCCUAGUAAGAAAACUUCCGCAGUCAGAACCAAUUCAACCAAAAGCAAUGCAGAAAGUGAAAAUAAUAAAAAGAGACUGAGUUCAUAUAUCAAUUACGAUCUCUUGGAUAAGCUAUUUGAUGAUGAGAACUCUCCAAAAAGGGCUAAGUUAGAGAAACCAGUCACUGUUGAUGAUCAAUUGGAAAAUUCACAGCAAAGCAGUAAAGAAUGCGUAUUGAAACCUCAGAGUUCUGAAGAAGAAGAAGAACUAAAUUGGAACGAGGAUUACAGUAAUGAAGAUGCUUAUGGAGGAGUCGAAGAACUGUAUGGCAACGAGGAUCUUGAAUUUGAAGAUAAAGAUGAAGGAGAAGACAAUGAAGAUAUAAUUUGGUGA